CAUGGUCAAGAUUUUUUGGUGGCAUUAGCGCAGCAGACCUUUUCGGACACUCUACGUGAGGUCAUACCACCGCUUCUAACUUUAUUAGGUGACUGGAUUCGUUUGGAGAUGACACCAGACGAAAAAAUAGAAGCAAAGCAGUAUUUUUUUCAAAAAACUGGAAUAAGAGAUGUCGUAAUGUGUGUCGAUGGAACACACAUACGCAUCAUGAAGCCACGCUUUAGACCAAUGCCGUAUCUUAACCGUAAAAAGUAUUAUAGUAUCAACGCUAUGAUUGUGUGUGAUCAUAAAUGCCGCAUUAGAGCAGUUGAUCCGAGAUUUUGUGGAUCUUCUCAUGAUUCGUACGUAUGGAAUUCCAGUCCUGUACGUGAUCAUUUUGAAAAUAUGCAUGCCACUGGUGGAACCGAUAAAUUAUUAGGUGAUGCAGGAUAUCCAGCUGAGCCUUGGCUCGUAAUGCCAUAUCGUGAUCCUGAAGAAGGAUCCGUUGAGUCUAAUUUUAACAUUAGACAUACCAAAGGAAGGAACGUUGUCGAACGUACAAUAGGAAUAUUGAAAACACGCUUUAGAUGUUUAUUUGGUGCUAGCAAUAGGCUUAACUAUGAUCAAAAAAAAAGUGGAGAUAUUCUUAACAUAUGUUGUGCAUUGCACAACAUAUGCAUUCAGAACAACAUUGAAUGGCAACAUGACAUUGAAGAAAUGUUAACAGCAUUUAACGAAUAAAAUAUCUUCAACUGGGAUAUUAUAAGAAAACCUGUAGAGU
Molecule: messenger RNA, 760 nt
Organism: Anopheles merus
Lineage: Eukaryota; Metazoa; Arthropoda; Insecta; Diptera; Culicidae
Product: putative nuclease HARBI1
Exons: 3
Coding region: 109-720 (203 amino acids)
Source: RefSeq, a predicted model, not a curated record